GCUGUCUGCAAUCCGGCGUGCACUGGGGCAGACCCCUCAGCUUGCUCGUCGUCACCUCUCCACGGCCGUUCCCUCCGCGGCACACAGUACUGCUGCAGAACACCUGGCAAACCAGGGCCUCCGCGAGACGGCUCACGCAAGCUCAUCCUUAUUGGCCCCAAAUGCGUCCGGAGUAUCCCCCGUCUCCUUCGCGGGCGUCCGUCCCCUAUACCUCUCUAUGUCCUCCCUGAUCCGCCCCGAGGAAAACGUCGACCCCUCCGACGAACUCGUCGAACUUGACCCUGACGUCUUUGCGCACCCCAUUCGCCGAGACAUUCUGCACCUGUGCGUCGUCCACUACCUCGACUGCCAACGACAAGGAAGCGCGAGCACCAAGACGCGUGGCGAAGUCCGCGGUUCCGGUCGCAAAAUCCGUCCCCAGAAAGGCUCCGGUCGGGCACGUCUCGGUGAUGGCCAGAGUCCCAUGCUCCGCGGCGGAGGUGUCGCCUUCGGUCCCAAGCCUCGUGACUUCGCGACGAAGCUGAACCGCAAGGUCAUCGCGAUGGGCAUGCGAGUUGCCUUGAGCGCACGUGUCAAGGAGAAUUCACUCGGCGUUGUCAGGAGCUUGGAGUGGCCUGGGACGAAGACGAGGGAGCUUGACCAGCGCAUCCAGGAGCUCGGUUGGAGGAGGACCUUGUUCGUCACAGGGCAUGAGGAGAUCCCGGACGGUCUGUGGAGAGCGGGUGCCAACCUGACGGGCGUGGACAUGGUGACGGCUGAAGACCUUGACGUUUACCAUACGCUCAAGUGGCCUCGCCUCGUGCUGGACCUUGAGGCUGUGGAGUGGUUUGAACAGGCCUUGGGUAGACCGAAGGGCGUCGCACAUCGGGAGUACAAGCCGUGAUUAUGUUAGUACGCACGCAUACUACAGGUAAUGCUAAUUCACUAGAUGAUCUUUGCGUCGCAACAUGCGCCUUGUGGACACCGUGUGCUUGCCCGAUAACCAUGACGUCUGUGUCCUCAUAUCACACCUGUCGCUCAUAUCCACGGAUUGCACGAUGCCUUUCAUUGGAUUUCAGUCGCUUUGGUAGCAUACUGGUUACUACAAAUGCUCAGUUCUCC
This is a messenger RNA of Dichomitus squalens LYAD-421 SS1, 1101 nucleotides long. RefSeq names its product ribosomal protein L4. Gene Ontology annotation, cellular component: ribosome. The record is from RefSeq and is a predicted model, not a curated record. Lineage: Eukaryota; Fungi; Basidiomycota; Agaricomycetes; Polyporales; Polyporaceae. Gene Ontology annotation, molecular function: structural constituent of ribosome. Gene Ontology annotation, biological process: translation. The transcript has 3 exons. The coding region runs from base 218 to 883 and encodes 221 amino acids.